This is a messenger RNA of Synchiropus splendidus (mandarinfish), 2457 nucleotides long. RefSeq names its product diencephalon/mesencephalon homeobox 1b (gene dmbx1b). Bases 147 to 1337 code for a protein of 396 amino acids. The record is from RefSeq and is a predicted model, not a curated record. Gene Ontology annotation, biological process: regulation of transcription by RNA polymerase II. The transcript has 5 exons. Gene Ontology annotation, molecular function: DNA-binding transcription factor activity, RNA polymerase II-specific; RNA polymerase II transcription regulatory region sequence-specific DNA binding. Lineage: Eukaryota; Metazoa; Chordata; Actinopteri; Syngnathiformes; Callionymidae.
CCACGGACAAACCCACCAGCCCACGGACCCAUGAGGAAACAAACAUCAUGAAGACCGACCAACGGACUUUGAUGGAGAUUUAAACGGAAACUUAGGAAAAUAAAAAGAAUUGGAGUUGUUGAGCUUUGAGAACACACAGUGAAGACAUGCAGCACUACGGAGUAAACGGCUACUCCCUCCACGCCAUGAACUCUCUAAGCGCCAUGUACAACCUCCACCAGCAGGCGGCGCAACAGGCGCAGCAUGCACCUGACUACAGGCCCUCAGUGCACGCCCUCACCCUCGCAGAGAGACUGGCUGACAUUAUCUUAGAGGCCCGGUAUGGAUCUCAGCACCGAAAACAGCGGCGUAGCCGGACAGCGUUCACCGCCCAGCAGCUGGAAGCUCUGGAGAAGACCUUCCAGAAGACUCACUAUCCUGAUGUGGUGAUGAGAGAGCGCCUGGCCAUGUGCACUAACCUGCCCGAGGCCCGGGUCCAGGUUUGGUUCAAGAACCGCAGGGCCAAAUUCCGCAAGAAGCAACGUAGCCUGCAGAAGGAGCAGCUCCAAAAGCAGAAGGAAGCAUCUGGCUCGACUGAAGGCCCAGCUGAGGAUCCCAAAGCCGACCUCUCUGCCACCACUACCACAACAAUCCCUGACGCCCGGACGCCUCCUCCUCCCUCGUCUGCCUCCUCCUGCCACUCGGAGACAGACAACAGGCUCUUGUCAGGAAGGCUGCAGCCUGAAGAGAUGAGCGUGGAAGUCAACGUCACGUCUCCGGAGCCUUCGGACGGGGAGUCAGGAGCGGAGGACAACCCUGACAGAGAAGAGGAUGACGUGAGAGGAGGAGAAAGGGUGAAGCUCAGAGAUGAUCUGCUGCAAGGAGAUGGUGGAGGCCAGUUGGGAAACAGUUCACCAUCCUCCAAACGACACAGUCCUACUCCAGACUCGCCCCUCAAUUCGCCGGCCUUGCCGUCCUCCAGCAGCGUGACCAGUGGCCUGGCCCAGAGCAACUCCUACGCCUCGUCCCCCCUCAGCCUUUUCCGCCUGCAGGAGCAGUUCCGUCAGCACAUGGCCGCCACCAACAACCUGAUGCACUACCCGCCCUUCGACAUGAGCGCGCCCUCCUCUCUGCCCUACCUCGGCAUGAACGUGCCAUCCCCCUUGGGCUCGCUGCCAUGCCAGUCUUACUACCAGACCCUGUCCCAGGCCCAGCAGGUGUGGAACAGCCCUCUGCUGCCCACAGCACCAGGCAGUCUCCCAGGAAGCCUCAACAGUAAGACCACCAGCAUCGAGAACCUGCGGCUGAGAGCCAAGCAGCACGCAGCAUCGCUGGGAUUGGACACACUCCCCAACUGAGGCUCCUGACCUUUAACCUCCCCAACUCAUUCAGUCCUCUUAUUGGUUCCACUCCCUUCGCAAAUUUUAUUGCUCAGAUUGAAUUGUGUACUUCCCUGGGUACAAUUUGUGUUAUAUCUGAGCUAAAAGGGGAACAUCAGUAUCCAAACUUUCCUUUGCAUUUCACCACACUGCCCACUACUGGCUGAACAUGGAAAACUAUGUUGGUAAAUAGUAAAAAAAAAAAACUUCCCCCACUUGACUAUUCCAACAGUUUUCACAAAAGUAGUUUGAUAAAUGACCACAUUAAAGGCAGUCAGACUGAAACAGGAAUUUGAUCUCUCACACUUGCAAAGGACUCAAGAUGCACAGUGGCACUUUUUCAAUUUCUGGGGAAAGAAAUGAUGCUUCCAUGCAGAAGCAAAUCAAUAAUACAAAUGAACAUGUUGUGCAUGCUGGUGUUGUCUGCUCUCUAAACAGCAGAGGAGCAGAGGAAUACUGACUAUUUCGAUCACACUUAUGAAAGCGACCCAAGGGUUCAAUUCCAUUUCAAAAAUAACCCAGUUCCACAACAUGGUCGUGAAAGCAACUACACUCCUUAUUUAGUUUCUAUCCCUGAAUCACCGUGUCAUCCGUGCAUGGAGCUCUGGGGCAACUGGGUGCAGGACUGCAAGGGGACCCCGCUGCUGAAUCAACUCAAUAUAAAUGAUGGCUCAAUGUUCUUGCUUGUAUUUGGCGGCUUUCUGAUCCACACAUUUUCAGUGGUUAUCACCAUCCAGCGAGCAAAUGUAGUUGUGAACCCACCAGAUGUUGCUGGAGUUUGAUUUCCACGAUAUAAAUAUACUCUGCUAUUAUCAUGGGAGUCCAUGAACUGCAUGCUAGCAGCUCUCUGAAGCACAGUGGGCAUCACCCGAUUCGAGUCACACCAGAGACAACACUGCAUCAGUCUUCUGAAGGUGUAAGUGAAAAAAAAAGAGUAAACAAAAGUUUAUUUCCCUGAACUAGGACUGGAAGCGAGUCGGAAACCCUUUCCCGCCAGCAGAGGUGUAUUAUAUGACUGUACAUUUAAGAAGAUGUAUUUCUCAAUUGUUUGAAAUGUGAGUAAUUUAUCUGUUUAUUGGAAUCAAAUAAAUAAUGUACA